UAUAACUUCUAUUUCAUUCAUAUAUUUCUCUUAUUUCUCUCCAUUACUAUAUUUCUUGAUCAUGUUGUCUGCAGCUAAGAGUAGUCGUGUGCACAAAAUACAAAAAGAUGGGAUGACGGAUUUGAUCCGUUCAAUCGCGGCGGAGAAGCAUGAAACUGGCCAACCAUUUUAUGUACUGGAUUUGGCCACAAUUGAAAGGCUUAUGGACAAAUGGAACCAUUCUUUUCCAAAUGUAAAGCCUUUCUAUGCUGUCAAGUGCAACAGUGAACCUGCACUUCUUACCAAACUAGCCAACUUGGGUGCUAAUUUUGAUUGUGCCAGCCUACUCGAGAUUGACACUGUCUUAAAUCUCGGAAUAAGCCCAGACCAAAUCAUAUUUGCUAACCCGUGCAAGGCUAUUUCCCACAUCAAGUACGCAGCCACUGUCGGGGUCAAUCUCACAACCUUUGAUUCCAAGCUCGAAGUUGACAAGAUCAAGCAAUGGCACCCUCAAUGCCAUUUGUUACUCCGAAUCAAAGCCCCUAGUGAUAGUGGCUCCUUGCGCCCCCUCGGGAAAAAGUUCGGCGUGCUGCCCGAAGAGAUUGAACCGCUCCUGCAUUAUGCUUGUUAUGUGGCUGGCUUAAAAGUUGUAGGUGUUUCAUUUCACGUGGGAUCCAUAGCACAAGAUCCCAACAUCUAUCGUGAGGCGAUUGCAAAUGCCAGGGCCGUGUUUGAUGUCUCCGAUUAUCUCGGAAUUCCUAAAAUGCAAAUUUUGAACAUUGGCGGGGGAUUUAGAUCGACCCCAUUGUUCGAGGAAAUAGCUGGUGUAGUAAAUGAAGCAGUUCAAGAUUAUUUCCCCGAGCCUUAUUUAACAAUAAUCGCGGAGCCAGGACGAUUCUUUCCUGAAACGGUUUUUACGUUAGUCACGCAUGUGAUUGGUAAAAGAGUUAGAGGUGAGAAAAUAGAGUAUUGGAUUGACGACGGGAUUUACGGAUCAUUUAGGCCAACACUUUAUAACAGUUGCUUUGUGGGUAUCAUUCCACUUUCGCUCAAGGCAUCAGAAGAAUCUAGUCAAAUGUGUGAGUCAACCAUUUAUGGACCAAGCUGUGAUUCCUUGGAUGCAGUGGCCAUAGACAUAAAAUUGCUGGAGCUUCAAUUGGAUGAUUUGAUAGUGUUCUAUAACAUGGGUGCAUACUCAAAAUGUGCAGGAACCAAGUUCAAUGGAUUUGAUAUGUUAUCCACACCUAUCUAUCUUGCUAGCACCAAUUCUAGCUAAAGCUAUAUGUCCGAAACAAUGAAAGAAUUGGAGCUAGCUCUCCUUGUU
This is a messenger RNA of Lycium ferocissimum, 1303 nucleotides long. Its product is annotated as ornithine decarboxylase-like. Gene Ontology annotation, molecular function: ornithine decarboxylase activity. The transcript has a single exon. The record is from RefSeq and is a predicted model, not a curated record. Gene Ontology annotation, cellular component: cytoplasm. The coding region runs from base 62 to 1255 and encodes 397 amino acids. Lineage: Eukaryota; Viridiplantae; Streptophyta; Magnoliopsida; Solanales; Solanaceae.